Suricata suricatta (meerkat) is the source of this 2937-nucleotide messenger RNA. It is a transcript of the gene CXCR5, whose product is annotated as C-X-C motif chemokine receptor 5. Gene Ontology annotation, molecular function: C-X-C chemokine receptor activity. Bases 188 to 1312 code for a protein of 374 amino acids. Gene Ontology annotation, cellular component: membrane. Gene Ontology annotation, biological process: chemotaxis; G protein-coupled receptor signaling pathway; lymph node development. The record is from RefSeq and is a predicted model, not a curated record. Lineage: Eukaryota; Metazoa; Chordata; Mammalia; Carnivora; Herpestidae. The transcript has 2 exons.
AAAAAAAAAGACCCAGUGGAAAAAAAAAAGCGAUGAGUUGUGAGGCAGACAGCAGGUCCUCCAGCCCCAGAGGCUGCGCACAACUCAUUUGUUUAAAUUUGCAGCUGACGGCUGCCACCGCUCUACAGGCACCAGGCAGAGCCCCGACCUCAGACAGUGACCCGUCUGGAGACGUGCGGCUGCAAGCAUGAACUACCCCUUAACCCUGGACGUGGACCUUAUCAACUACAACCUGGAGGACGUGUACAAGGAACUGGGCAACUACAGCGACAGCACGGAGAGUCCCACAGUGGAAAACCACGUCUGCUCCACCGUGGAGGGGCCCCUCCUGACCUCCUUCAAGGCCGUGUUCAUGCCAGCGGCCUACGGCCUCAUCUUCCUCCUGGGCAUGAUGGGCAACGUCCUGGUGCUGGUGGUCCUGGAGCGGCACCGGCAGACGCGGAGCUCCACCGAGACCUUCCUGUUCCACCUGGCCGUGGCCGACCUCCUGCUGGUCUUCAUCCUGCCCUUCGCCGUGAUCGAGGGCUCGGUGGGCUGGCUCCUGGGCUCUUUCCUCUGCAAAACCGUGAUCGCCCUGCACAAGGUCAACUUCUACUGCAGCAGCCUGCUCCUGGCCUGCAUCGCCGUGGACCGCUACCUGGCCAUCGUCCACGCCGUCCACGCCUACCGCCGCCGCCGCCUGCUCUCCAUCCACAUCACCUGCACCGCCAUCUGGCUGGCGGGCCUCCUCUUCGCCCUGCCGGAGAUCCUCUUCGCCAAAGUGAGCCAGCCCCAUAACAACGGCUCCCUGCCCCGCUGCACCUUCUCCCAGGAGAGCCUCGCCGGAGCCCACGCCUGGUUCACCUCCCGCUUCCUCUACCACAUCGGCGGGUUCCUGCUGCCCUUGCUGGUGAUGGCCUGGUGCUACGCAGGCGUGGUGCACAGGCUGCGCCAGGCCCAGCGGCGCCCCCAGAGGCAGAAGGCAGUCAGGGUGGCCAUCCUGGUGACGAGCGUCUUCUUCCUCUGUUGGUCACCCUACCACAUCGUCAUCUUCCUGGACACCCUGGCGAGGCUGAAGACCUUGGGCAGCGGCUGUGCGCUGAACGGCUACCUCUCCGUGGCCAUCACCAUGAGUGAGUUCCUGGGCCUGGCCCACUGCUGCCUCAACCCCAUGCUCUACACGUUCGCGGGCAUCAAGUUCCGCAGUGACCUGUCGCGCCUGCUGACCAAGCUGGGCUGUGCCGGCCCUGCCUCCCUCUGCCAGUUCUUCCCUAGCUGGCGCAAGAGCAGCCUCUCCGAGUCGGAGAAUGCCACCUCCCUCACCACCUUCUAGGUCCCGGCCCCCUUUGCUUCCCUUUCCCUGGGGGAUGCGCUGUUCCUGGCGCCCCUUCCAACAGGACCUGGGAUCCUGAGGGCUCGCCGUGACCAGUGCCCUCACGUGGGGCCAGCCCCUCUCUCCAGGACAUCCCUGCCGUCUCUUCGUCUGGCCCCAGGCCUGGGCUGCAGGCCAGAGAGGGGAGGCAGCCCGAAGGCAAAAGCGAAAGAUGCCUGUGCCCGGCUGUAUCUCCCAGGGCUGAGAUGGCCCCACAGAACAAUCUUUACUUCUGCCCGUGCCCAUCGGGACAGCCGGUCCCCUCCCCGAAGGCGCUGCAUCCGCUUACGGACCACCGGCCGCACCACUACCCGCCUCUCCUCGCGCCCCGCCUGCCGAAAGAAGCUGGAGGCCGAGCACCAGGCAAUGGAUGGAGGUCAAGGCUGAGGAAAGGCCAGCUGGCAAAAGAAUGUGGCCUUAAUGUCUCAGUCACUAACAAACACAGACAUUCUGCCAGGCCACCAGCCCGGCAGCAUCUUGACCAAGCAGGGAACUCAGACGGACUGAAUCCUGGAAGCUGCUCCUGGCCCUGACCAAAAUGGCCCUGGGCCAGCCCUGCGUCUCGGGGCUCUGGGAGGUCUGCAGACUGAGCGCGGACUCCAGGCGCCCCCAGAGACCAGCUGGCCCGUGUCCUGUGGAAGAAAUAAGGCACAGCCAGCGGAGAGACGCCGCUGAGAGAGAAGACUCUCCUUCCUCAGCCCCCAGGAGGGGCAAGAACAAAGCAAAGCCUCUGUCUUCUCUGCCCAGGGCAGAGAGGGCUGAGGGCAUUAGGGUCCAGGGUCCUGGUAGGUCUGGGUACUGACAAGGAAGGAGGUUGACUGUUUCCUCCCGCCCCUUUCCACAAGCUACACAGCAGAGGGUCCCCAUCACAAGGAGAGAGCACUUUGCCGAGAGUCAGGACGAGAUGGAGACCCCACCCCCACCCCAGAGGGAUGACAGACUGAAAGAGGCUUCUGGGGGUCAUCACAUCCAGCCCCUGCCUGCAGGCCACACCCAGAGCUUGCCUGUCUCUCAGGCCUCAGCAAGAGGCACGGCCCUUCCCCUUCGUCUAGGCGGGUGGGAAGCAGGCCUGGCAGGGAAGUCCCCAGGCCCCAGGAAGCCAAGCCCCGCCCCUGAGGGCACACGACUCAGACGGAACCAGAGGAUGGCUCUCCAUGCCUGCCUGCCCAGAGGGCUCUCCCCCUCCUCCACGGCCCCCGGGCGCGCUAGGGUGGGAUGUCCGGCCCCCUGCACCUGCCGAGGGCACCUCUGGGCUGCCCGGUCCCACUCACGGCAGCCAGCCAAGGGCCCGGAAGGCCCUGUGGUGGAAAUCAGAGCCUGGGACCUGGGGCAGGGGGCCUGCAUCCUCACCGAGGAAGCCGGGGAAGGGCCAGGAGCCCUGCGUUUUCUCUCCCAGCAUCCCACAGUAAGCUGGGUGGCCGAGGAGACAGACACAGAAGCAAAAAGACAAGAGGUUAGAUUUUCAAUUUUCUCUUUUUAAUAAAAAGGCACCUAUAAAACAGGUCAAUACAGUACAGGCAGCACAGAGACCCCCGGAACAAGCCUAAAAAUUGUUUCAAAAUAAAAACCAAGAAGAUGUCUUCACA